AUGCGACGCAAUGGCCUAGCCCCAUCUCCAUCUUUCACCCUCUUCAGCCAACUCCCCUGCGAGCUGCGCCUCCAAAUCUGGCAAGACGCCCUCCCCGCAUGCGAAGGCAGCGCCGUCUACUUUUACCGCGACUGGAAGUGGGAGCCCUCGAUCCCCUCGCCGUCCUCACCGCGCCGCCCAAUCCUCGAAACCGACGCCGAGCUCGCCUGCGACGUCGUCCACCCGCACGUGCCCGUCCACCACCUGCCCCACGUCUCCGUCUGCUACGAGGCGCGCGAGGUUGCGCUGCAAUGGGCCGCGCGCCACGGCCUGAGCCUGCAGCUCCACGAGCGCGCCUGGGACGAGGAGCACGACGCGGGCGGGCGCGUCGUCGUGCGGCCCUGGCAUCCCGGCCGCGGCGACUCCGUCUACGUGGGCCGCGAACGCUGGGACGACUUUUGCCAGCGGCCCUGCACGUUUCCCUUUGACGGCGCCGCGGCCGUCUACUACGGGACUGUUGACGGCGGGUACGCGGCGAUGCCUGCGCCGUCAACGUCGUCGUCGUCGGCCGCGGCGGGAGUUGGUGGUGGUGGUGGUGGUGGGCUGUUUGCGCGGCCGACUCCGCGCAGCGUCGAGAUUCGCGCGCUGGCUGUGCCCGCGGCCAAUGUACCCGUGCGCGCGCUCGCCGGGUUGCUGCACUGCCUGCCGAACCUGGCGCGGCUGCAGCUCGUGUACGGCGCGCUGCCGCAGCCGCACGAGCGCGAGGACGAGGCGCUCGUGCCCCGGCGCUGGACGCUCGUCAGCGCCCAUCAUUGUGAAGCGGGCGGCGUCAGGCCGUGGCGCUACACCGACGCGCCGAUGGGAGGCGGACGGUAUGCGCCGUGCGAGGAGGCGCCGCUGGAGGGCGAGGCGCUGCGCAGGCACGUGGAUGAGGUGGAAAAGAGCCUCCUGAGAGAGGUGAAGAGGUGCGAGGUGGAGAGCGAAGCUCGCGACGCCGUCGAGGGCGACGACAGUCUGCCGUUUACGCUGGAAGCCGUGGUGCUUGUGCGGGAGUCAUGA
Beauveria bassiana ARSEF 2860 is the source of this 1038-nucleotide messenger RNA. RefSeq lists its product as uncharacterized. Lineage: Eukaryota; Fungi; Ascomycota; Sordariomycetes; Hypocreales; Cordycipitaceae. The record is from RefSeq and is a predicted model, not a curated record. The transcript has a single exon. Bases 1 to 1038 code for a protein of 345 amino acids.